Molecule: messenger RNA, 2526 nt
Organism: Colossoma macropomum (tambaqui)
Lineage: Eukaryota; Metazoa; Chordata; Actinopteri; Characiformes; Serrasalmidae
Gene: gramd2b
Product: GRAM domain-containing protein 2B
Exons: 14
Coding region: 85-1320 (411 amino acids)
Source: RefSeq, a predicted model, not a curated record
CCUCCUCACCAGCUAAAAUCUGAAAACCCAGACAGGUCUUUUCAAAUCCCUUUAUCAGGACAGAAGAAUCAUUUAGGACUUUUGAUGGAGAAACCUUUUAUCUGUGAUGACUCUGUCCUCAGAAACAGUGCAGAGAGGCCAACGUGUUCUGUUUCGCCUAGUCAACAGACAGCACAUGUUUCCCAAUGCCACGAUGCUGAAAAUGGGGCAGAGGAGAGAUCAAGAAAAAUGAUAAAGUUAGAUGCAGCUUUAUCAAUGGAUGCCGAAUCUGAAGUGUUGGGAAGGAGAAGAAAGCCAACACUAAUUAGGUCCAAAACAUUUGACCCUUCAUUAUUGACACAUGUCCAAAGUGACACAGAGUCAAAGACCGAAAGGAAGAAGCACCACUCUUAUCAUUUUCCCCGGACGAAUUCCCAAUAUCACAAAAUUUUCAAAGAUAUCAGCGAGAAUGAGCAGUUGAAACAAAGUUACACUUGUGCCUUGCAGAAAGACAUUCUGUACCAAGGGAGGCUUUUUGUGUCUGAUAACUGGAUCUGUUUCCAUUCUAAAGUCUUUGGCAAAGACACUAAGAUCGCCAUCCCAGUUUCAUCUGUAACGGUUAUAAAGAAAACAAAAACUGCCAUCUUAGUGCCGAACGCACUGGUUAUCACCACAGCACAAGAGAGGUAUGUCUUUGUGUCAUUCCUGUCCCGAGACACCACGUACAAGGUUUUGAUGUCAGUUUGCAUACAUCUGGAUGACAAGUGUCUGGGAAGCAGCCCCAUCCCCUCUCCUACAGACAGCAGCUACAGAGUGACUCCUUCUGCGCUUCCUAUGGAUUUCUCAGCAGAUCUGUCCGAUCUGGAUGGCCCAGUAGUUCAGAGGAGACAAGAAAUGGGGGACAGCAGUAGCUCAGACUCUCCAGAUUCACCAGAGUAUGAGAAAAUCCCAGAGUACCCAAAACGUUCUCAAGUUUUUCUGAAUGUGGUGAAACAGGACAGUGCCUCAGACUCUCACCCACAGCAAGCAAAUCAUGAACAGAAAGUGCAUGAUGUAAAAUCACUGAGACCAAAUUCACUUAACAUUCUUCUGAUGGUCUACCUAUUUCUAGUCUGUGUUUUAGUCCUGUCUUCGUGUUACAUGGCUUUCAAAAUAAUAUCUCUGGAACAGAAGCUAACGUCUCUAGGUUCCAUGACGGAAUUUUCUCACAAUGGUUUCAGAGAUGAGUAUCACAGACUAUACCCUGAGGAUACUGCUGACAUCAUCUCUAUUCUAUCAAUGAACCUUGUGAAGCUGGAAAAGAUUCAGAGAAACCUCCAGAAACUACUGGAGGAAACCUAAUGACGUUAAAAUGUAAACCAUUCGUCUGCAAUGGCAUAAUACAGACUCAAGCAAAGGGAGCCCAGAUGUCAACAACAGACUUACAAAGGACAAAAACAUGGUAUAAGUUACAGUGAGUGAGUUCCUAAAGUAUGUUUUCACUGUGUUUAUACAUGUUUCACUCUAAGACAUACAGAAUACUGUGAAAACUCUUCAAGAUAUCAUUUGUCUUUUUUACAAAGCCAAGUAGCUGCUGGUGGCUGCAUUACGCAAACACAAGAGCUUGGUUAUCGAGAGCCUGAUUAAUUAUUGAUCUCAGUAAUGAAGUAAUCAUGAAAUAAAGAUUAGCUGGUCUGGUGUUUUCUUUUGGUGCUAAAGUCAUGAAUGUGUGUCAUUUAUUGCUGAAUUGUUUUGACAACUGCAUCAAUUGUGCUUAAGCCUAACAAAAUAGAGUAUGAGGUUUUUUUCUUCAAUAUCAGAUUGGGAAUGUAUGUAAUCGAUGUUGUAAAAUAAACUUGUAUUCAGGAGACUUCAAAGUCAUGCAUAUGUCAUGUGUGUACAUAACAUAUGGGUAAAUGAUUAAUUUCAUGAAAUGUGUUCACUUUUUGGAUAUUAUGUGCCUUAAGUUAAAAUAAAUCUCAGUACAUGUGAUAUGUUAUGGAUGCCUCUGCAUGAGAUGUUUUUGAAAUGCUUUUGUGCAGUGUAGAAUAUGUGGAAUGUGUUCCUGUGUGGGCGGGGUGUGAAGGCAGGCACAGCCAAUGAUGAUGCCGUCUCUUCCUCGUGAUGCUGAUGACACAGUACAUGGUUUUCAGAACAGCACUCGGUCAUCUAUGGCUUUCAUAUGGAAAUCAGAAGCUAUGAGCAGCAUGCCCUUUAAAAAGCCACUCUUUAGUAAAGGGGGUAGUGCUGUAUAGAACUGUGACAAUGUGUGAUCAUUCUUUGCAUGGUUAGAUCAUUCUUCUCUAUAAUGGAAAAAUCUGUUGAAUGUAGUACUUUAAGGAACUUAAAAAUAGUUUUAUAUACCACCAAAAGGGGUUGAGCUAUUGUUAUGUGCCAUCUCCUCUCCUCUUCUGUUAUAGGUCAAAGAAUCCUGAUUCUAUUGUUGUCACCCAAAAACUGACUUUCCAGGUUUAUAUCAGUUAUGUAACAACAUUGUCAAAGUUCUGAUGAUUUUGAAAUGUCAACACAAAAUUGCAAAGAACAUUUAUUAAAAUGUUAUUGCUUGUA